UGUCCAUGCAUCAUGAAUGGGUGGUUAUGCAAACUAUAAUCCCAACAGGGUGAGCAGGACCCCCUCUUUGCAGAAGUCUCAUUCACCUUCAAUGGAAACUGAACAUGUAGAUAGUUUCUCUUUGUGUUUUCCUGCUGCUGACUGUCUCUGUCUGAGUUUUAAUCUCAGUGGUUACAUAAAUAAAAGUUCCAGUCAUCCAGCAGCUCUUUAAUAAACACCAUCAGUAACCACGCCCUGCUUUUUGUCUGCUCCUCAUACUUCUGUGUGUUGACGUCUCUCUGGAAUAAAUACUUUAGCUCCACAUAUCUUUCUGGAAGCUCAAACAGCUGCUGAGCUCCGCACUUUCACUCUGCGGCCGCACAAAAGCAGCUCUGAAUUGUCCCGGCCGAGCAGCCAAUGAGCUCAGAGCAGCAGCAGCGGCUCAGAGUCUAGCAGCGCCUGGACUCUGCCAGUUUCCAGCCGGACUCCUGCGGCGGCUGCUGGAGAAUUUUCUGAUCCGUCAGCAUUGUAUCAAUUGUCUAUAAAAAUUAAUGUGCAGGUGAAGCUUUGCCUUCACAUGAGGGCCAUCAAACUCCAAAUUAAAGUUCAUGAAAGAGUGCAAACAAAGACAUGAAUGACUCUGAAGAUUUCAAGACCCGUUGUGUGUUUUCCAGGAGGGAGGUCUCAGCAGGACUAAAGACCAAAUAGACGGGACUGGGAUGAGCCUGAACAACAGGAAAGGAGUGAGGGUGAGCGGGAAAUACGUGCCUCCGCUUGAUUGGGGCAACAGAGCAGGAGGUCCAUGCAUCAUCCACUCCCCACCCAGCACCCUUUUACCUCCAGACGCCCCCACCGUGAUGUCCAUCGGCCCCCUGCCUCACAGAGCUCCAGAGCGCUUUGACUAUCCAAGGUUAGAGGAGCCUUCUGCGUCAGAGGACUGGCCCACGGAGACGCCGUCGAAACACAGAGUGUCUUACGGUGAGAUGGGCCACGUCCCCCGCCAGACCAUGGAGGAGCUGAAGACCAUCCUGAAGGAGAGUCCUCUCCUCAGCAUCCGGGGCAAGGACGAAGGAAAGCCGGGGAGUCCUUACACGUACCUCCAUGGAAGCGGAAGUGGACGCAGCGCUGGAGCUGUAGGAGGUGGAGGUGGAAGCGGAAGGCCGGACGGACGUCAGGACGAUGGAAACCCCAACAGGGCGUUCAGCACCUUCAAACCACACUUUGAAGUUUCCAGAAAAGGGGGGCCCAGGCCCAGUGAGAGCACGUCUAUUCAGCAGGCUCCCGACAUGGAUUCAUCCAGCUCGUUCAGGUCUGCGGAAAACACAAAUAAGCAGCCUGGAGGUAGAGCACAAACGCACACAACCGACGGCUCCUGGGGAGAGAGUCAAGCUUCUCACACAGAUAACGUGAGCGACAUCAUCGAGAUCUUCGGGGGUCACAGAUUCAUCUCAGCCAUGGAGCAGAUCAAGCAGCAGAUCGCCAGAGAAAACAUCAACUUCGUCCGGUUCGAGGCCACCGACCUCCACGGGGUGUCCAGGUCCAAGACAGUUCCUGUCCGCUUCUUCCAUGAGAAAGCAGUUUAUGGGAUACCGAUGCCGAGAAGCUACCUGGAGCUCACACUGAGUCCCAAGAGCAACGAAGUGGACCACGGCAACACUGCCAACUUCAGCAGCGAUGUUCUUUUGAUACCAGAUCUCUCGACCUUCAGGGUCUUACCCUGGGCCGAGCAGACGGCACGGGUCAUCUGCGACCCUUGCACAGUGACAGGAAACGCCCUACGCACUUCCCCUCGCCUCAUCGCCAAGCAGCUCCUCGGGCAGCUCCAAAGCCUGGGGUUCUCCCUGCACUCGUCCUUUACAUAUGAAUGCUGCGUGCUCGGAACGCCAGACCGGAUCGGACCGAAGACGCUCCUGUUCCCGGCCACCACCCUGCUCAGCAACCACGACCUGCCUUUCUUCCAGCAGCUGGUGGACAGCAUGUACUGCAUGGGCGCGGACAUAGACAGCAUCGCCUCUGCAAGCGGCCCCGGUCAGAUGGAGAUCAACCUGAGACCAGAGUUUGGGAUUGCGGCCGCAGAUAGCGCCUUCACCUUCCGCACGGGCAUCAAAGAAAUGGCUCGUAAGUACAGCUACAUUGCUAGCUUCUUCACCGAUGACGGCAUGUACAACGCCGGCGUGCUCUCUCACAGCUUGUGGGAUGCUAACGGGCGACGCAGCCUCUUCCAAAGCGGGGACAAAGCAGGUGAUUUGUCUGAGAUUGGCAGGAAAUGGCUCGCCGGGCUCCUCACCCACGCUGCUGCCCUGAGCUGCCUGAUGUCCCCGGGCCUCGGGUGCAGGAGUCACAUCGCCAAGACCAUGAAAGACCCCAAACGAGUGCUGUGCGCCACAUGCGGCUGCAACGACAACAGCAGCUCCUUCAACAUCAAGUGCCACGGCGGGAGGGAGAUGCACAUCGACAACAAGCUGGGCUCAGCCAUGGCCAACCCUUACAUCGUGCUGGCUGCGACCGUGGCCGCAGGACUGGACGGCAUCAGACGAAACCUGAACGUGGACACCAGCCUGAACAAAGCGCCCGGUCAGCAGAAGGAUUUCGCCAUCCCCGUGAAAAUGGACGAGGCUCUGGAGGCGCUGGGGGAAGAUCACGUCAUCCGCAGCACCCUGGGAGAGCCGUUCGUUCAGUAUUUUAUCGCCAUGAAGAAGUUUGAGAUCGAGACGCAGGAGAUGGACGAUGAGAGGAACAAGUGCUUCGAGUAUUUCAUUUAGAAAACUCUCGUUAUGUGUGAUGAGAAACUCCCUCCUGAUGAAUUAAAGCAUGAAAAACAGCUUUUCAUUUUAUACAUCA
Notolabrus celidotus (New Zealand spotty) is the source of this 2820-nucleotide messenger RNA. RefSeq names its product lengsin, lens protein with glutamine synthetase domain (gene lgsn). The record is from RefSeq and is a predicted model, not a curated record. The transcript has 4 exons. Gene Ontology annotation, cellular component: cytoplasm; membrane. The coding region runs from base 699 to 2741 and encodes 680 amino acids. Gene Ontology annotation, biological process: lens morphogenesis in camera-type eye. Gene Ontology annotation, molecular function: glutamine synthetase activity. Lineage: Eukaryota; Metazoa; Chordata; Actinopteri; Labriformes; Labridae.